Molecule: messenger RNA, 649 nt
Organism: Microstroma glucosiphilum
Lineage: Eukaryota; Fungi; Basidiomycota; Exobasidiomycetes; Microstromatales; Microstromataceae
Product: AhpC-TSA-domain-containing protein
Exons: 4
Coding region: 222-563 (113 amino acids)
Biological process (GO): cellular response to oxidative stress; cell redox homeostasis
Cellular component (GO): cytoplasm
Molecular function (GO): thioredoxin peroxidase activity
Source: RefSeq, a predicted model, not a curated record
AAGAAAGCCAAGACGGACGAGAAGCCUAUUUCGAGUCGACAGCUCAAGGUGGGCGAGACUGUUCCCGACAUAACUCUCAAUGACGAGUCAGGCCAGAGCGUAGAGGUCGGGAAGCUCAAGAAGGCCGUAAUAUUCAUGUACGUGGUGGUAUAAGCCUCCGAGAUGGGUGACUGAAAUGUUCUUGCACGUGCUCACGCAUUUGUGUCCCCUACGCCCUCUUGAUGGAAAGGUAUCCCAAAGCUAACACUGGCGGGUGCACGAACCAAGCACAGGCGUAUCGCGACGAGUAUGCCUCGUGGCAGGAGCUGGGCUACAGCGUGUAUGGUCUGUCUUCUGACAACGUCACACCGCUCAAGAAUUGGAAGGAGAAAUACAGCUUCGAGUACAAGCUGCUCUCUGACCCUCCACGCAACUUGAUUGGCCUCUUGACUGGCACAAAGUCUAAGACAAUCAGAAGCCACGUGGUCAUCGACUCGAACGGAAAGCUCGCGGAUAUCAAGCUGAAUGUGCCUGCGAAAGAAAGCUCAAAGCAGGCGCUUGCAGCAGCUCAGAAAGCGGCAUGAGCUUAGACCUGGCCAGCGUGCUCUGUGUAGAUCAGUUCGGCACUUCCAGAGCACCUGUGCUAGCAUCGACGCACCAAUCGAUCCAC